UUAACGUCGUAGUUAAAUUCUCUUUGGUUCUGUUUUAUUAACACGUUAAACAGAACUUUUAUUAUUUUAUAGUUAUAAUUUAUUCAUAGUGUAGUUUAUUAAAUUAAUUAUUCGUCACAUUAAAAUCAUUGUGAUGUCUACACUGGUAGAAGAUUACUCAAUAGUCUCAACUUGGCAAAUAAAACAUGAAUUAGCUUAUUGGAAAGCACGAGCAAAGGCGCUUGAAUAUGAAAAUAAGUUUCUCCACAACAUAAUAAAGAAUAACCAUUUUGCUACAUAUAGUAGUGAAAAUAUAUGCUCAGAACAGUUUAGUGUAGUCUCACAAAACAGUGAAACAAAUAGCGAAACGGAUGAUGAAUCGGAACAAGAAUCGGAAUCGGCAAACGAUGAAAAUUUGGAAGAUGAAUUAUAUGAUGGUAAUUUUGAAGUAAGUGAAGAGUUUUUACAGUUUUUAGCAACUAAUGCAAAGUUUAAAGAAGAUGCUAGGAAGGAAAGAGAAAGAUUGAAAGUUGAAGAGGAAGCUAACGAAUUGCAAGAAGAUGCAUUGGAUAGCAAAUAUUAUAUGACUAUAGAUCAGUAUAAAAAGAUGUAUGGUGAUCAAUGGCAGAAAAUAUGUGCACUAGAAAUGUCAAUGGAAACAGCAUUUAUUCAUAAAUUUGAUCAGUUUAACCCAUCAUAUUGGCCAAAUAUGCCAUUUAAUUUUAAUUAAAGUUUUUUAUAUGUAAAAA
Leptidea sinapis is the source of this 728-nucleotide messenger RNA. Its product is annotated as gem-associated protein 8-like. The transcript has a single exon. The coding region runs from base 134 to 709 and encodes 191 amino acids. Gene Ontology annotation, biological process: spliceosomal snRNP assembly. The record is from RefSeq and is a predicted model, not a curated record. Lineage: Eukaryota; Metazoa; Arthropoda; Insecta; Lepidoptera; Pieridae. Gene Ontology annotation, cellular component: SMN complex.